Pocillopora meandrina is the source of this 2990-nucleotide messenger RNA. The record is from the annotation of a GenBank genome assembly. NCBI's taxonomy places the organism in Eukaryota, Metazoa, Cnidaria, Anthozoa, Scleractinia, Pocilloporidae.
AUUCGUCUGUGUGCGCUUAAUGAUGAUUCAAGUGAAGAGAGUGACCACGAACCUACACAGGAAAGUGUCAAACAAGCCAAGGUAGGGAGUACGUUAAUUAUUAGCUGCAGUCGUACUGUGCAGCUGAUGAAUUAAUUGCGAAUGGAAGAGAAAUGAAUCAAUAAAUAAGAAAAAACAAACACACCAAACUAACCAUGUCAAGGGAGAUGUGUUGAGACAACAACACUUUAAAGUCUGGUUUUAAUAGCUGCACUCGUUGUGUUGUGUUUUCGGUUACACAGCCUGCUGACACAAUGCCUCGUGUUUAGUUAGGAGUCUUGUCUGCCAAGUAUGACAGGUAACACUAUCAAACCUGGUGCAUGUAAAGCACUUCCUAGGUGCGUGAAAUACAACCAUGCACACAUGGCUGUGGGGCUACCUCCUACUUUACAGCUUCUGUGUGUAAUGUUAUGAAUUUGUUGUGAGCUAUCAGUGCUAUGGUGUAAAGACUUGUAUGUACACCUGCCAUACUCGGCAGGCUGGCAAGGAGACUAAACUUCUUUUCAUUCAGGUUUUUUAAUGAGUUGUAGUGAACUGUCACAGAAACCUGUCAAAAUAUUUAGAAGGGGUGGGGUGAGUAGCUAACAUGUCAUUCAGGUGGAGUGGUAGCACAAUUAGACACCUAAAAAUAGUUGUGGUUUGUGGAUCAGUUGAACCAAGGGGAGACAACAUGGACAUGGUAGAAACCCAAUCAUGCACAUCCCAUGAAAUUACUUCUAUUUAAGCCAGACAGCUGUUUGACUGAAAAUAAAACAUUAAUUACCAGUGUUUAAUCUGAUCAAUCUUUUAUUGGGUGAUUUAGUACCAUGAAGGAGUUAAUAACAUUAAUUGGCAACCAUAUAGAGUUUCAAAGCUGAUAUUUCAGGGCUCUGAUGAAGGGUAAACACUCAAAAUGUCAGCUUUGAAACUCUUUAUGGUGACGAAUUUAUGUUAUACUUUCCCACCAAUGCAGCACCACAGUUUCUUUUGAGACUUGCCCCCUGUAAUCAUUUAUUGGUUUAACAGGAAUCAGAGGCUCUGGAGUUGUACAACAAAGGCCUGGCCUUGCAGCAGAAAGGAGAUUAUACAGCAUCUGAGGAAGCAUAUAAUCAUUUGUUAAAUUCUGCUUUGGUCAAAGAGGUUAGCAGAAGGCUUGAGAAUAAUUUGUUCUUAGCAAUGUUGUUUUUGAUUUAUGUUUAUGGGAACUACUCAUGGGUUCUGUUACAGCUGAUAGCUCCUGGAAAGUUAAAGCUUUUAUGAGUCAAUGCUCUUCCAGCUCUAGUUCUAUUCCCUUUCUGUUACAAGAUUGUUUUUCUGUGAAUUUUAUAUGAACUUUCAAGUUUCCUAAAGUAAUAAAUCGAAAUGUUAUAAAUAACAAGGCUGCAUGCAAUACUUUCUUUAUCAGGCUCUGCCACCAGAUGAGGAUACUGGAUUAGUUGAACCUGGUCAUGUAUUGAAAUACUCAGCUUACAAGAAUCUGGCUUCAUUAGCAGAGAAGAGAGAACAAUGGGAAAAGUCUAUAGAUGCAUAUCUUCAGGUGACAUUAUGAUAGUUAAAACAAUCAUUGUUUCAUGCUUUAUUUUGUUUAUCCAACAGAAAUGUAAAAUCAUUUCAGGAUUUAUUUUUAGUUGGAAAAAAAAAACAGAGGGAUUCAUUGAUUUAGACAAAAUAUUUUCUAAGAGAAACCAACGAUGUUCCAUUCAGUUUCUUCUACAUAACAGUCUUUUAAAUUUUUUUUCAUACAUAUACAAGAGAUUUUGUCACAAACAUUGCAGCAGGUUGCUCAGUGAAGUAUGCUGAGAUCAAUUGACCUCAGUCUUGGUGGGGAUAAAGGCUAUGAUAUAAUGAGACACUUUUGCCCUACUGUUUUGUUUUAAUUGCAGGCUGUUGCACUUGAUGAUUCAGAUGUGACAGUAUGGCAUCAUCUUGGAAUGGUAGCACUGAAGACAUUUGAUCUUUGCUUGGCUCGACAUUCAUUUGAGGAGGUUUGUAUCACCCAUUCCUGUAAAUUACAAGGCACAACUUACAACAUUGGAUUUAAUGACAUUGGUACAAGUCUUUCAAUAAAUAAAAAUUCUCCUUCAAAGCAAGUCUCAGUAGAAUACAUGUGAAGGGAACUGAUCAAGCUCUAGGCCUUACAAUUGAGUUGAAUUUUGAUCUAUCAAAAAUAAUCAUAUACUAUUAAUUUUUUCAUUAAUUAAUGUGAAGAAAGUCUUAAAGUUAUACUGUUUGAUUGUAUUCGUUUCAGUUCUGCAACAGACACUAUUUUUUUAUUUGUUGUCUUCAUUAUUAAUAAAAGUUUGAGCCAAGGAAAAAAAGUAAACUUUAAAUUUAACCUUGGUUUAAAAAAUUUCAAAAAAGAAAAUAUUGGAAACUCCAACAGUAAAAAUGCCUUAGCCUCAGUAAUCAGUUUUCAGAAGGGGUUCUUGGCCUCUCUUGAGUCUUGGGCUUGAUCAUUUACCAUCCUUUUAUUAAAGAUAAGCUUAAGUUGCUGUUAUGAUUCUCUACCUUGUUUUCUAUGUUAUCUCACAAAGGGUUUGAAGUGUAAUCCAAAGCACUGGCCUUGUUUAGACUUGCUCUGUACAGUGCUGUAUGCCAUUGGGGAUUACUACAGUAAGUUAUUUAUUGUAUGCUUCCUUGCAUUUGGAAUUUAACCCUAAUUUCACCCUAACAUUAAUAUUCAUAUUCUCCACACUGUUCUCUCUACAUUUCCUACAGUUCUGACAGGGAGAAUAUGUUUGACAAUCAGGAGCUUCAUAAAUUUAUUCUCAUGACCUUAAUGUUUGAUUCAAGGGUGACACAGUAAGGAGUUAAUUGUAGGAAUAUGUCCUAUAUUUGUGAAAGUUUAUUCUAAGUUCAACACCUCAAUACAUCUUUUUGGACGAUAUCUUUUUUUCUGAUGAACAGCAUGCCUAGUUGUGAUUUCGAAGGCCUUCGAGAGGGAUGAAGAAUAUCCUAAAGGCAAGCUUUGA